Vigna unguiculata (cowpea) is the source of this 1276-nucleotide messenger RNA. RefSeq names its product ethylene-responsive transcription factor ERF035. Gene Ontology annotation, molecular function: DNA binding; DNA-binding transcription factor activity. Gene Ontology annotation, biological process: regulation of DNA-templated transcription. Lineage: Eukaryota; Viridiplantae; Streptophyta; Magnoliopsida; Fabales; Fabaceae. The record is from RefSeq and is a predicted model, not a curated record.
UCAAUUUCAACAUGGGAAAUCAAGUAGCUGAACUGUAGUCUUCUUCUGGAGCCCAUGCUGGUUUAUAUUCCUUUUUCUUUUUUUCUCCUUUGGCUUUCUUUUUCUUUUCUUUAAAUUUGUUUCUUCUUUUUCUUUCUCUUUAUAUAAAUCCAAUUCCUUUUGGGGGGAAUCAUAAAAGACAAACAGCUCUAUUUUUAUGUGCCCUUCACUCAUUCUCUGUGCCUCUCCAAUCAAACCCCACCCACCCUUUCUUCCUUGGGAAACAUAUCAACAUGGAAAGUGAUGCUGGGGAAAACUUGUUCACCACAUUCUCCUCCUCCUCCACCACAUCCAUCACCAUCUCCACCACCAUCUCAUCAUCAUCAUCAUCAUCAUCUUGUUCAUCUGCAACAUCUUCAUCCCAAACAAGUCCUCCAGAUGAUUCAACAGCAGCUCAGAAUCAAAACACCCCAAUUAGCAACAAGAAAAGACAAAGAAAUGGUGAUGAUAACAAGCACCCCAGUUACAGGGGUGUGAGAAUGAGAGCAUGGGGCAAAUGGGUGUCUGAGAUACGUGAGCCAAGGAAGAAAUCAAGAAUAUGGCUUGGAACAUACCCUACUGCAGAAAUGGCUGCUAGAGCACACGAUGUUGCAGCUUUAGCCAUCAAGGGUCACUCAGCUUACCUCAAUUUCCCCAAUUUAGCUCAAGAUCUUCCAAGGCCCAUCACCACAUCUCCCAAGGACAUUCAAGCUGCAGCUGCAAAAGCAGCAGCAACCACUUUCUUUCAUCAUGCCAAGCAUUGUGAACCACAAAAGGAUGAACAAAACCAUGCAGAACAAGCCUCAUUUUCAACUCAAGCUCAGCAUGUUCAAGCAGAAGAAGCUUCACCUUCAACUCUAUCCAUGGACACUACUCAAGGGUCUUCAACUUCUCACUCUACUGCAGAUGAUGACACACUCUUUGACCUUCCAGAUCUUUUCCCUGAUGAAAACAAUGGACUUUUUUUCUCUUAUUCUUCUUCUUGGGGUUUAUGUGCUGCUGAUAGUGGAUUCAGGCUUGAAGAGCAAUUUUUGUGGGAGAAUUACUAGUAUUGCAGAUUGUUCCAUUUUUAAAAAAUAAUAAUAAUAUUAAGAGAGAAAAAAAAAACUGCAAAUUGUUUACCCUUUACUGCAAUAGUGCAAUCUGAUGCAAGAAUAGCACUUAGGGAAAAAGUUUACCCUUUAGUCUGUAAAUUGUGUUGCCCAUUGCUAUUUUUGUUUUGUUAUGGAUUAAAAUAUAAAGGGAAAUAUUUGACAAA